AUGUCGCGUGCAUGGUUCUACCCAUACGGCAUCUCGGACUCGGCCCACGGCAACCGUCCUACCCAUACGGCAUCUCAAUCAGAUAUCCUGGCUAAGAUCCUUGGUGGCGACGAGUCCCCUCCGCCAAGCAGGCUCCAGAGGGCAAACCGGGUGGACCCGUCCGGCGUCAAUUUCGCCGUGGCGGGCUCCGGCGUGUUCGACGGGGAGGCGACCUCGCUCCGCAGGCAGGUGGACCAGCUUGCGAGCCUGGUGAACAGCGGGAUCGUGGAGGCUCGGGACCUGGAGCAGUCGGUGGCGCUCGUCGCCGUCUCCGCCGGGCACGACUACAGUGGGAUCAUCACCUUCACCUUCGAGACAAGCUCCAACGACAUGAGGGCCUUGACCGGACAGGUGACUGACGAGAUCGCCGCCGCCGUGAGGCAGCUACAGGACCUGGGCGUGAGCAAGGUGCUGGUGAACCUGCUCCCCGCGCUGGGCUGCAUGCCAUGGCUGUCCGUGGGCAGCAACUACAGAAACUGCGACAGCCACGGCAACACGCUGGCCUCCAUGCACAACAGCGCGCUCAGGAACAAGCUCGAAUCAUCAUCACAAGAUGUCCUCCUGCUCGACCUCUACAGCAUCUUCAGCAACAGGGCGCAACCCAAUGUAGGUCCGUGCUGCAAGAACCCUGACCCCAAUGGGUACUGCGGCCAGGAGGACCGCAGCGGCAGAGCGCUGUUCCGCAUCUGUGCCAACCCCGGCAGCGUCUUCUUCUGGGACUACAUCCACCCGUCGCAGUCUGGCUGGGAGUCUGUCAUGGAACAACUGGAAGGACCCAUUGAGGAUUUCUUAGGGAUCGAGUCUUCGUGGUAG
This is a messenger RNA of Panicum virgatum (switchgrass), 852 nucleotides long. RefSeq names its product GDSL esterase/lipase At5g03610-like. Lineage: Eukaryota; Viridiplantae; Streptophyta; Magnoliopsida; Poales; Poaceae. The coding region runs from base 1 to 852 and encodes 283 amino acids. The record is from RefSeq and is a predicted model, not a curated record. The transcript is spliced from 3 exons. Gene Ontology annotation, molecular function: hydrolase activity, acting on ester bonds.